UUUGCCAAAGUUAGAUCAGAAAUAGAUGCCAUGUUGGCUCAAUACAUUAUUUUAUUUUUGUCCCUUCGAACUGUCUUCACCGAGAAGAGCUUCACAAUAGUGGUAGAUACCACCAACUCCAUGAGGGAGGAAGUACAAAUUUUGAAAAAUAAUAUUCAAAGUGUGGUGGAUGCGGCACGAAAUAGAAACUUCGAAAAUUACAUAUUACUGCCAUUUGGUGAUGACGAUGUAGGACCGCCGUUGAUAAAAUCAGAUCCUGAAGAGCUGCUGAAUUUAAUAGAUCUGAUAGAAGUAAGUGGAGGUCAUGACUGUCCGGAAGAUUCUCUGGCGGCUAUAGAAAAAGCCCUCCAGAUAAGCAAACCAAAAUCGUAUAUCUACGUAUUCACCGAUGCCCAGGCUAAGAGUCAGAUCAGACUAGAAACAAUACAGAAAUUGUGUCGGACUCGCGGAAGUCAGGUAGUUAUAUUUCAAAGUGGCAAAUGUGUGCCGCAGGGGUUAAACCAAUACAACACCGUUAAUAUUUACUACGCCGUGGCUAAUAGCUGUGGAGGUUCAGUGUUCGAGUUUGACUUGGGGAAUUUUCGCCAUGCCUUUAACUACAUGCGAGAAAUAACAAGUGUGGAGUGGAGUGCCGUCAAUUCCCAUAUUGAAUUUUCAGGUAGCAAAAGAUUUACAUUCACAAUGGAUGUAUACACAAAAGACUUUAUAGUUGCCGUAUCGGGCAACUACCCUAGGAUUUCCAUCAUAAAUAGUUUUGGAGACAGUCCUCAAAUCGAAAAAAUCCUCGAAACACAGGCGUUUCUCGUAAUUAGAGUUAAGAACGCUGGAAUUGGCGAGAUAAAUACGGACGUAUCCUGCCAAGGAGCUGCGGUCACAACGUUUUAUGAACGAAAAGAGGUAACGUUCCAGGUGGGCUUCUCUCCAUUACGACCGAAAAGUCUUCGGGAAACUUCAUCAAGACCAUUAUCAGAUGUGGAUGGCUACAUGCUUAUAUCACUACCUGAGGAGUUAUCAGCGGAACUGUUAACUGUUCAGUUGCAAAUGAUUAAUAACAUGGGAACCAAAAUGUUGCAAUAUUAUGCGUUGGAUGGAAGAAAAAAUCUGUACGUCGCAGAACUAUUUAUUGCGACUCAUGAAUCCUUCAAAGUGUUCAUAUUAUGCCGAGACGAAGUGACUCAACAGGAAAUCCCAGGUUACAGCGCAGUUUUAAAACCUCAAGAAUUUGAAUUUGGAAGAAAUGGCAAACAUAUAACGCAAACAGCCCCAAGGCUACAUCUCCUAGAACCACAAUCGGUUUUAAUAAACUAUGGAACUAGUUAUACGGGAGCCUGUAAAAUUGAUUCUAAUACUAAACCAGAUAUUUGGUGGGAUAACGAUGCUGGGGAGACUUUGCCAUCAAGGAGUGCGCUACUACAAUAUCCAUCUACAUACAUUAGUUACGUAAGCAUCCAGUCAGCUACUUAUAACCAAACAAUGAUUUGCAAAUGUAAAAAUCAAGACGGGGAAGAUGCAGUAGAAUUUAAUGUGUACGUCAACAGAACAAUAACUUUUGAAGUUGUAAAAUACCCGGUUGAUACGACUAUUGAAUUCGGUAAAGAAGGAAAACUCUUCUGUGAAGCGAACACGUACCCAGAAGCUGAUAUAAAGUGGUACCACAACGAUACCCUCAUUGAGGAAUCAGAAAACGUUCUGAUUGUAAACGAUGAGCAUGCGUUAAUAAUAAAAAAGAUGGCAAUAGAUGACACAGGAGACUAUAGUUGCGAAGUAGCAAACAGUAUAAAAAGUGAAUCAUUUUCAGCCAAGGUUUAUAUCACUGGACUUGAACCACCUCAAAUUAACUUGGAAACAACGGAAAUUAUUCUGAAGCCCGGCGACUUUACUCAGGAAGAUUGUGUGGUUAUAAAAGGAAUACCGGAGCCCGAAGUGACUUGGAAAUAUAAACCAGAAUUAGACAAUUCUGACUACGGAUCAUUUCCAGACGGAGUUAUUGUUGAUGGUAAAUCUUUGAAGAUACCUGCAGCGGAAAUUUCACAUCGAGGCUUCUAUGUGUGUGAGGCAGUGAAUUUAAUCGGCAUCGACUCUCAAGACAUUAAAGUGAAGGUGCAAUAUGCACCCAAAAUCAGUAACGAUGAAGAGAUAAAAACAGUCAAAGAAGGAGAACUGGUAGAAUUGCCUUGUGAUGUUGAUGCUGUACCCAAAGCUGACGUUCACUGGGAUAUGUAUCAAGAUGACGUUAUCAUAGCUUUUAAUGGCCGACAUCAUACUGAUGAUAGAAACACACAUAGAUUUACCGCUCAUUACAACGAUUCGGGAAUGUAUCACUGCAUAGCUGAGAAUGAAAUGGGCAGAGCUAUAAGAACCGUCACGUUAAACGUAUUGGUUGCACCGUACAUAGAACACCAACAUUGGGAGAAUAAGACAAUGAGAGCUGGAAAUACGUUGGUGUUGCCCUGCGAAGUAACCUUCGGCAAUCCUGUCCCUUCAACGAAAUGGGAGUUCAUUUCGCCAAAGUUUGAGACCACAGUAUUGCUAAGGAGCCAUUCCAUGGGAAACCUAGAAUUGGUUUUGGCAAAUAUAACCCGUAGACAAGAAGGUACUUAUCAAUGCGUAGCAGAAAAUGAAGUUGCGCCUGACGUAAUGAAACUGUAUGUGAAAGUAUUGUAAAAUUUUAUAUUGGUACCUACGAUUAACUUAAUUUUAUAAUUAGAAUUUACCUAG
Molecule: messenger RNA, 2718 nt
Organism: Pararge aegeria (speckled wood butterfly)
Lineage: Eukaryota; Metazoa; Arthropoda; Insecta; Lepidoptera; Nymphalidae
Product: hemicentin-1-like
Exons: 17
Coding region: 31-2664 (877 amino acids)
Biological process (GO): homophilic cell-cell adhesion
Cellular component (GO): plasma membrane
Source: RefSeq, a predicted model, not a curated record